Molecule: messenger RNA, 2269 nt
Organism: Drosophila takahashii
Lineage: Eukaryota; Metazoa; Arthropoda; Insecta; Diptera; Drosophilidae
Gene: Cyp4d20
Product: Cytochrome P450 4d20
Molecular function (GO): oxidoreductase activity, acting on paired donors, with incorporation or reduction of molecular oxygen; iron ion binding; heme binding
Source: RefSeq, a predicted model, not a curated record
CGAUCGUUCACUGUAUGUUUAAUGUACAUAUAUUUUACACUUUCAAUAUCAGCACUUGCUUACUCGGCAUGGUCACUUCGACUAUCUGGCAGAACGAAAAGCUCGCUUUGAAUGCGAAUCGCACGCCCCGAAUUGCAACACUCGAGAGCUCAUAAUCAAAAUACAACUCAUAUGUUUCAACCAGAAAACCAGUUCCCCCGGAGAAGAGUAAUUUACUGAGAGCGAGAGAAUCUACGUACAAAUUCUACAGACAAUAUAUAGUUUUGAAAUCCGAAAUUGCGCUUGGCUGGUCAAGCGGCCGGUUAUCAUCGUUCGUCCCAAACAGUUGAUCUACAAAAGCGGCGGUGUCAACAACGCAAAAAAGUGAAACCAAAUCGAAAAAACAUCCAACUCUGAUCCCUGGCUUUAAUCACCGCCAAAAGGUCACAAUCCAGUAGUAGUAGCAGUGCAAAAUGUGGCUGACCCUGAUCACUGGGGCUCUUAUAUUGCUCCUGACCUGGGACUUUGGACGCAAAAGGCAGCGAGUGGCAGCCUUUGAAAAAUCCAAGAUACCUGGGCCCAUUUCUAUACCGAUCCUGGGCUGUGGCCUUCAGGCUUUGAAUUUAGGAGCAGAGAACAUUAUCAGCUGGGUGGGCGAAAAGUUCGACGAAUACGGAAAGACCUUUCGCUUUUGGAUCCUGGACGAAUCCUCGAUCUACACAAAGGAUCUCAAGUAUUUCGAGGCCAUCUUAAGCAGCACCACCCUGCUGGCAAAGGGUCAACUUUAUGAAUAUCUUCGACCUUUCCUAAACGAUGGGUUACUCGUUAGCACGGGUAGAAAAUGGCAUGCGAGGAGAAAGAUCUUCACCCACGCCUUUCACUUCAAGGUUCUCGAACAUUAUGUGGAGAUCAUGGAUCGGAAUAGUGGGGUGAUGGUGGAGAGCCUCAGGAAGCUGGCCGAUGGAAAAACAACGGUGGAUAUGCUUAAGUAUGUGUCCCUGGCGGCACUUGAUGUGAUAACAGAGGCCGCCAUGGGAGUCCAGGUGAAUGCCCAGAACGACCCCGAUUUUCCCUACAUAAAGGCGCUAAAGAGUGUGGUCUAUAUCCAACCGGAUCGCAUGUACAAGUUCUCGCAGCGCUACGAUUGGCUUUUCCCGCUGGCGGCACCUCUGUUGCACCGACGACUACUGAGCGAUAUACGCGUCAUGCACGACUUCACCGACAAGGUCAUCCGCGAGCGGCGAGAAACUGUGGAGCGGGCGAAGGCUGACGGCUCAUACCGACCGCUGAGUCUGGGCGAUGCUGAAAUUGGCAGGAAAUCCCAAAUGGCUUUGCUGGACAUUCUCCUCCAGUCGACCAUCAAUAAUGAGCCCCUAAACGAUGCGGAUAUUCGCGAGGAGGUGGAUACUUUCAUGUUCGAGGGCGAUGAUACCACCAGUAGUGGAGUUUCCCAUGCCCUCUAUGCCAUUGCCAGGCAUCCCAAAGUUCAGGAAAGGAUUUACGAAGAGUUACUGGAGGUUCUUGGUAAAGAUCCCAACGCUCCAGUUAGUCAAUCUCAGUUGCAGGAACUCAAGUACCUAGAUUGUGUUAUCAAAGAGACCAUGCGGCUUUAUCCUCCAGUUCCGGCGGUUGGGAGACACACCCAAAAGGAACUGAAAAUUGGUGACAAAACCAUUCCUCCAAAUACCAGCAUUUACCUAGUUCUAUACUACGCCCAUCGAGAUCCGGAUUACUUUCCCGAUCCUCUAAGCUUCAAACCAGAAAGAUUUUUGGAUGAUCAUGAAGAAAACCAUCAGAACUUUUCCUAUGUUCCCUUUAGCGCCGGACCCAAAAACUGCAUUGGUCAGAAGUUUGCCGUUCUGGAAAUGAAAUCCCUGAUCAGCAAGGUCCUGAGAUUCUACGAGCUUCUGCCUUUGGGCGAGGAACUCAAGCCCAUGAUGAACUUUAUCCUGCGCUCAGCUUCGGGCAUCAAUGUGGGUCUGAGACCCAGAAAGUCAUAAUACAAACUAACACUCAAAAUGUUUUAGGGUUUCGGUUUAGGGUAACUGGGAUAUUCGUGAUAUAUAGUAUAGUAAGACUUUAUUAUCUAAUCAUUAAGUACUUAAGAACGUGUUGAUUAUUAAAAUAAAGACUUUUUUGUAAUAAACUAUGUUUAUUUUUGGGAUUUAUAGGAUAUUUUAUAUUAUUUCUUCUUUCCAUGAUAAAUGUAAAUAAUUAUUGUAAAAAAUAAAUCUUGAAAGUAACUCGAAGGGUGACAAAACCUGUUGAUUGUUUAUAAAUAAACCGCUUA